AUGGCGGCCGAGAAAAAACUUUUGGUUACGUCAUACAGCCGCAUGGUUGACUCUAUUGAGUCACGUGCAGAAAAAUUAUUAAUAUUUGUGCGUUCUUUCGAUACCGAGAAACAGGAUAAAUCUCUUCUCGAGGACAAAUUAGAGUCAGUUGAAGCUAUGCGUUCUUUAUUUCAUGAGACUGAGGUUAAGUUGUACGGGGUGAUUAAGGAAGAUGAGGUUCAAUCAUUGCAAAUGACUAGUGAAAAGAUAGAAGACAUGUUUGAUGAGAUACGCCAUCUUAUUCGAACCACACUUCGUGCGGUUGAACCUCCCAAACCAGUGAGUUCUCAUGUGACGGUUGCGUCUAUUCAACAAUCCCAAGCGAAAUUACCAGACAUUCCUCUUCCUCGUUUCAACGGACAAUUGGAAGACUGGAUUUCCUUUAAAGGUCAAUUUAAUGCUCUUAUCAAGCGCCGGGAAGGUCUUUCAGAAAGUGAAAAAUUAUUCUAUUUGAAGGCUGCCAUACAAGAUGGAGUUGCUCGCCAUGUUCAAUCUUCCGAAGACACGUUUGUGUCCCUUUGGAAGGCCCUUAGUAGCGAGUUUGAGAAUAAAAAACUUCUAGUUGAUAAGCACAUUGCCCAGUUGUUUCACUUAAAACCGAUCAUUCGGGAGUCAGGGUCUGCAUUACGGUGUUUGAUAAAUGAUGUUACUCGCAACAUUCGAGCAUUAGCGAAUCUUGAGUUGAAACUAGAUCCCUUAUCAGAACAAUUCCUGGUACAUCUCAUUUGUUCUCGUUUGGACUCUCGUACUAGAAAGGAUUUCGAAAUGCAAUUGAUCGACCAGUCGUUACCGGCUUGGGAAAAAUUGCUUGACUUCUUACAGUCACGAUGCAGAUGUCUAGAAAACAUGGAACAAGAUGGCAAGAGUUUACCUGUACUAGGUGUGGGCUCCCGCGUAAAAUACAACUUCGGUGAUCGCUCAACUACUAAUUCUAAAUCUUUUUCAAUUAAUACUGUCUCAAACAAAACUGCUACCAUUGCCACGUGCUUUCUGUGUAAAGGUACUCACUACUUGAGCCGUUGCGAGCAGUUCCUUCAAAUGCCACCAUCGGAUCGAUUCAUAAGGGUCAAGGGAUUUGGACUCUGUUUGAACUGCUUCAGCAAUAAGCACAUGGUUGCGGAUUGUAAGUCUAGUUCUUGUCGAAAAUGUGCACGUCGCCACCAUACGACUUUACAUGAAACUGAACCAAUGCCAUCUACUUUAACAAACUCAACCAACCGAGCAAAUAGUACAACAACUACAACAUCGACGAACACGAUCAUUGCGACUGUCUCGUCAUCGAUUCUAAAGACAAAACAAAUUAUUCUUUACACAGCCGUUGGUUUGGUUGAAGACGAGUAUGGAAAUUCUGUGGACUGCAGAAUUCUCCUUGACUGUGGAUCGAUGCAUAAUUUGAUCACGACGCACGUUGUUAACACUUUGCGUUUGCGCAUGGUAAAGGCUGAUUGCCAUAUAGAAGGCGUUUCUGGUACACCACAGUUUAUAAAGAACAAGGUAGGAGCAACGAUUCGCUCUACUGUCGAUAAGGAUGUCUCGAUGAAAUUUCAGUUUCUAGUGAUGAAACGGAUUACAACUGAUUUACCAAUCAGAUCAUUUUCAGUUGACUCAGAGCGAAUUCCAGCAGAUGUAGUACUGGCAGAUCCCAUGUUUAAUCGAUCGCGGCGAAUCGAUAUGCUGCUAGGAAUUCAGGUGUUUAAUGAACUAUUUACUGGUCAAUGCUUCUCCUUGACGGAUGAUCGUACAUUCUGGUGCAAAGAAACGAUUUUUGGAUGGGUCGUUGGUGGAUCUGUAGAUGAGCAGGAAGAAAGGAGAAGUUGUACUAAAUUUUGUGGAGUCGUUACAAACGAGGCGUUAAGCGAACAGAUAAGCCGAUUUUGGGAGAUAGAGCCCAUUCCGGAGGCACGCAAGCUAACACAAGAUGAACGAGCAGCAGAACAGAAUUUUGAAGACACAUAUCGCAGACUGCCAGAUGGACGAUAUGAAGUGUGCCUUCCUAAGAAAGUAAAUAUUCAAAAUCUGGGAAAUAGCGAAGAGAUGGCGUUGCGAAGAUUCGUACAGACAGAGAGACGAUUAACGCAUGAUUCUAGUUUACGAGAGCAGUAUAAUUUAUUUAUGCGCGAUUAUCAUGAGCAAGGUCACAUGACAAAAAUAGAUCCGUGCAAAUCAGGGUAUUUUAUACCACAUCAUGCAGUGUUCAAUCCGACGAGCAUAACAACCAAGAUGCGUGUUGUAUUUGACGCUUCCGCACCAACGACUAGUGGAUCUUCUCUGAACGAUCACUUGCUUUUUGGUCCAGUUCUACAACGAAGACUAAUCGACACAGUACUAAGGUUCCGUAUUCCUAAGGUAGUGUUUACUGCGGACAUUACCCAAAUGUUCCGACAAAUCCAAGUGAGAGCUGAAGAUCGAAAGUACCAACAAAUUUUUUGGCGAGCAGACCAAGGAGACCCAUUAGAGGUAUACCAGUUAACCACGGUGACCUACGGAACAGCAUGUGCGCCAUUUUUGGCUACAAGAACACUGGAGCAAUUGUGCAAGGACGAGAGCAAAAAUUUUCCUUUGGCAUCGAAAGCGGGCACUGAAGAUUUUUAUGUAGAUGACCUGUUGAGUGGAGCGAAUACUGUCGACGAGGCUUUAGCUUUGCAGAAUGAAUUCAUUCAGAUGCUGUCAUCAGGGGGGUUCAAGUUACAUAAAUGGGCGUCGAAUCAUCCAGAAUUACUGCAGUCCGUACCAAACGCAGAUGCGGAGCAAGUUGCUUCUUUUCGAGAAUGA
Molecule: messenger RNA, 2811 nt
Organism: Malaya genurostris
Lineage: Eukaryota; Metazoa; Arthropoda; Insecta; Diptera; Culicidae
Exons: 1
Coding region: 1-2811 (936 amino acids)
Source: RefSeq, a predicted model, not a curated record